Varanus komodoensis (Komodo dragon) is the source of this 6884-nucleotide messenger RNA. It is a transcript of the gene SINHCAF, whose product is annotated as SIN3-HDAC complex associated factor. Lineage: Eukaryota; Metazoa; Chordata; Lepidosauria; Squamata; Varanidae. The transcript is spliced from 6 exons. Bases 2617 to 3285 code for a protein of 222 amino acids. Gene Ontology annotation, biological process: negative regulation of cell migration. The record is from RefSeq and is a predicted model, not a curated record.
CCUACAAGAUGCAAAGAGUCACACGUGUUGGGUAAGGGUAUUGGAGCUGGGAGGAAUUUGGCCCAGUCUGAACUGACCAACUCCACUUAAAGCAGGAGGACGUUUAUCCCCUCAUAGGAAGAAAAAAGCUGAAGGGAAUGAAUGCUGACAGCGAACAAAAGCUGAGGGUACAGAGGUGCCCAUCCUCCUGGGAUACAUUCCCAUCAGCCCUGCCUGCCCUCAGUGCACACAGAUCCUGCAACCUUAGAGGCUUGUGUGCAUCCUAUGCUCUGAAAGAGGCCUGGUGGGAAUCUCUACCACGCCUUGCAUCCUGAUUUUUAUCUAAGCAGCCUUUUCCCAGCAUCUAGAUGAAGUGUCAGGGCAGGGAAGGAAAGAAGUCUGGUAAGAAUCAGCUCAAGUCCCCAGGCCCAUCCUCCUCCCUUGCUCCUAACAUGCCCCUUUUACCCACUUGAAGCCCAAAUACAAGUGGAUGGGGGAGCCAAUAUGCUUCUACUCUGAGCUGGCUGCAGGACUCCAAGAACUCCUAUGUCCCUCUCAGACAGCAGCAGGAGGCCACAGGAUUCUAUCCUUAGUUUGUAAGAUGAAGCCAGCGCAGUCAUAAUGCUCAAAUGUAUAAUGGGCUCUAACUUGAAUCCAGUGAACUUCCAAUUUUAAAUUGAAUUAAUGUACAGUUUCUAUGCCGGCUCUGCAUGGUUGAGGGGCAAUUCUUAAUAAACUUCUAGUAAUAUAAAGUAGGCCAAGGGUGUCAAAGAAGUGGCUGCAUCCAUGGGCCUAGGCACCCUUUUACAACCCCUGGAACCAGUGGCUGGGUUCAUACAACAUAACAAGCACCAUGUUUUUUUACCGUUCUUGGUCUGAAUCCAGUCAUGGUAUUCACCAUGGCAAGACUGAGUUUUGGAAAACACAGUAAGAAGCAAAGUUUUCCUUUAUGGUUUCUCUGUACCACCAUGGCUUGUUAUGUUAUCUAAAUCUAGGAUCAUAGUUUCUAUGGUCUUGGUAUGCAACUACCACAGAGUAACUGGAAAGAGCAGCAACUUCAGGAACUGCUCUGGCCAUCCAGCCACUAACAUAAAGCUCUUACUGCAGUAGAACUUUUGUAUUACAGAAUGCUGGAAUGUUUUUACAAUUAACCCCUCUUUAAAAUAACAAGCCACCCAACUGUCUCAUAUUACUAAGUUUCGAUUAGUUAUUACUGCAGAAUGAUGUAAUGACAGAGAGCUUUCACCCAAACUUGAAGCACUGGAUUUGUGCAAUGAGAUUGGCUUGCUCACUGCUGUCCAAGUGGCUCCUGCGCUUGCCUUCUGCCAGCAAGAGCCUUCCAGGCCAUGUGCACAAGCUGCUUUCUAACUGUGCUAAGGCUCCCGUGUCUAGAAGAACCCUAAGUCAGCAAUCUACACAGAGACCCCAAGGGUUGUCACACCUAACAACAACCCAUGCAAUGUCACGGCCACAAGCUAUCUUUGCAUCUGGUUUAGGUAUGUCCCAGAAUUGGUUAUUACUUGAGCCGUUUCCCUGUCAACAACCCAGGGUCUCAACUUUGCAUGUCAUGCUGAACACCAUAGGCAUUCCAGGGUUGUCUGGUAAUCGGGAGCGGGUGGGAAGCAGUGCACUAACCCCAACCAAUCCCAAGUUCAUUAAAUAAAACAUUAAGGUUAGCCUUAAGGGCAAGUCUAAGAACAUUUGGCAGCGGCAAAGCAUAAGGAGAUGAGGCCUGAGAAAGCAACCACUAGAAAUUAACAGGAAUGCCAUGAGGCAGCUCUGGAAAUAGAUUGAGAUAUAAUCAAAAAGUACAUAAAAUAAAUCACUUUCUAAUUUACUUACUGUGUUUUUAACCCUCUUUUCAUACCAUUAUGCUCUCCCAAAGCAGCGCACAUCCUUCUAGGAGAUGCUAAAAACUGCUGGCUGUAUCUCCUACUAUGGUCAGCUAUCAGUCAGAUUUUCACACCUAUCUAGCGGAGGAAGAUCAGCCACGGCGAGCAACGUGCUGGGCGAUGGCAACAUCGCCUCCCGUCGGAGUUCUUCUGCUCCUCCCCUUCCGAAGCAAGCCCCAAAGCGUCGCAUGCUAGCCACAGGGACACCAGUGCAUCCAUUUCCUUUAAGGAAGCUGAAGGCAAUGCCAGAUGAACCCUCCAGCAAGGGUAGCAGGAUCUGUCGCAAGAAGUACCGCCUGAUUCGGUGAAUGCCUCAUACGCUGCGCCUGACUAAGUCCAAGCAUUGCAGGAGCACCUCGGACCGCUGGGAUCUCCGCCUACCAGUCUCGUAUUUGUGUGUGCCUGUGAAGUCACCUCUGACGUCACAAUGGUCCGGACCUCCCCUAUGCUUUUCUCUCGCAGGCUUUUCGCUCGGCCCUUUUCUCCCUUAAAAGGACAAUGGUACGCGCAUGCAAAAGAGCUCGAUUGAGGAGAAUUUAAGCCGUGGGAACGGCGCAUGCGUACACGGACUGGAAGUUAAGCCAAUGAUCCCAGACCUUGCAUCUAUCCAGACAUAGGAGUUAGACAACGAGGGUUGCGUAGAGGAGAGGAGGAGAAGGGCGGGGGAAGGAAGGAAGGAAGAGCGGUGCAACACCACAUCAUACCACGCUAUUGAUUUGUCGAAGGUUAAAAGAGGGAAGAAAACAUGUUUGGCUUCCACAAACCCAAGAUGUACCGGAGUUUAGAGGGUUGCUGUAUUUGCAGAGCCAAGUCUUCCAGUUCCCGUUUCACAGAUAGCAAGCGUUAUGAAAAGGAUUUCCAGAACUGCUUUGGCCUGCAUGAGGCCCGCUCAGGAGAUAUUUGCAACGCAUGUGUGCUUUUGGUGAAAAGAUGGAAGAAGCUGCCAGCAGGAUCAAAAAAAAAUUGGAAUCACGUUGUGGAUGCGAGGGCUGGACCAAGUCUGAAAACUACCUUGAAGCCAAAGAAGAUGAAAACUCUACCUGGCAGCAGGAUGAAGAGCAAUCAAAUAAGCAAAUUGCAGAAGGAGUUGAAGCGACAUAAUUCGGAUGCCCACAGUACCACUUCAAGUGCCUCUCCAGCCCACUCACCCUGCUACAGCAACCAGUCUGAUGAUGGCUCAGACACCGAGAUGACUCCUGGCUCCAGCCGCACACCUGUCUUCUCCUUCCUAGAUCUUACUUACUGGAAAAGGCAAAAAGUUUGCUGUGGAAUUAUUUACAAGGGUCGCUUUGGAGAAGUCCUUAUAGACACUCAUCUCUUCAAACCGUGCUGUAGUAACAAGAAGUCUGCAAACGAGAAGCCUGAAGCACAAGGCCUCCAGUCCCCAACCAUCUCCAACCAGGAGGAGUGGUGAUUUCCAGAGUCAGCUGCAGAAAGUGUAAAUGGAACCUUUUCUGUCUCUCUCAAAUGGCUUGAAAGUAACUUUUCCUCACUUUGGAAGCCUAUUAUGCUGCCAAAAGACUUUUUUUCCCUUGAACUUUUAAAGGAUUUUUUUACUGCUUCAGUUCCACUAAUUCAGAAACCUGUUUGUAUCUCUUCAGAAAAUUACUGUAAAUAAUAUUUAAGAGGCUCUAAACUAUGUAGCUGAGCUGAAAGCUGCUGUUCAGCCCCUUCUGCCCAUGCCACUUUUCCUCAAGCAGACCAAGGAGGUUGGUAAAGUGCUAUGUUUGGCAUUAGGACAACAACCCCCCCACCACCCAAAAGCCAGUUAGUUUUCUCCUCCUCCUGAGGAAAAUAGCAGUUAUUAUCUAAGGCAUGGACUUGGGUAGUUACGUUUUGUACACGGGGUCCCUGCUAUGUAUAUGUUGUAAAGUGUGGGGGCUCUUAGUUCUUACUACUGAUGGUUCAACCACAAUAAGUUGUUUUGCUUUUGCCUGUUUUGGACCAUGAGGUCAAGGACUGAGGGACUGGCCUCACAGAAUUACAUGGGUGAAGGGACAGAGAACACAACCAGCCUCGGGCAAAGUUAAGUUCUGAGGCUGGCCAUACUAAGAGGGAAGACUUCCCAAUGGACCAAGUGAUCUUUAUUUUUCCACUGUGCAGCCCAUGCUUGAGUUACGAAUUUGGUGGACUUCAUGGUAUUGUAAAACAACCUUUUCAAAUGUAUUGUUGGCUGCUUGUGUUGAGUUAUAUUGGGUUGUGGUGAACACACAAUACUAGGAGAAAUCCUUGUGCCAUCGGCUGCAAUCCCAUACCACUUCACCUGUAAGCCCCACUGAAGGUUAUGUCUAAAUAGGUAUGUAUAGGAGGGCAGUUUAACAUUGCCUUCCUGUUCAUACUAGUCAAGAAGUAAGACCCAUUGAAUUUAAUGGGCCUUACUCCUGGGUAAUUAUGUCAAAGAUAGCCUGUGUGUGUGAUUUUUCACUAAUCUCAUCCAGUUGUACAGUCUCUCAGAUAAAAAUGGAAUAAAAAUUAAGUAUUGAAACUGAAAAACUGCAGCACAGAGUGGGAAUGGCAGUCUGUCCAAUGUUGGUUAGAUUUUAGGUUCAGAGUAGCCCAGCUUGCACUCCCAAUCCAGCUGUUGCACGAGAUUAACAUGUUGACAGAAAGCCAUGAUGGAAGCCAUACUAACAAAGCUCAGGGUUAUGGUUCCUCCUCUUUCCAUUGGAUUCUGCAUCUUCACACUGUUCUGAUAAUAUGGUUAUGCAUCUAAGGAAGGACGAUCACAAUAGCAGCUGCCCCCUUCCCACCUUCAUUUUUAAGUUGUAAUCUCAAGAGAAAGUGCUCUAGGUUAGCGUUGCCUCUGUUGGCAAAAGCUAUCGUUUUUAUUUCUGUAAAUGUAUGCAUACAGAGUGGCAGCAUUCUCUUUUUCUCUUUACCUCCUUCCAAAUUUUAAAAUAGAAAUAUAAUUAAUAACAAUAGUUAUAGCACCAACUUUUAUGGUUGCCUUGUAAACAAGAUGGUUUGCUAAAUUAGCUAGAUGCAUACGGUGGCCCAUGUUUACCAAGUAGUUACUGAAUCACUUUUGCUGGUCCUUGAUCCGAGCAGCUGCAGUUCACAAAGCCCCUCCAGUAGCUCUUUUUGUGUCUCCCAGAAGUGCCUUGAAUCUCCCUGUACUUACUUCUCAUAUACCCAGCUUUCAGCACAGAGCUGCCCAGUUCUCUCUCCCAUUCUCUGAUAAAAUGACGUCUUCCCUUCCUCCUAAUCAGUGUCCCUUUUUGUACUUAAUUAGAUGUACUCAACAGUAUCAUUCCACAAAUUCAGAGAAAGCCAAGCUCCACAGAUGGUUUUUGUUGUAGUUAGGUGUUAGGGCCAGUAUCCAAAAAACCGCCGCAAAUGGCCAGUUCUACCCAUUUCCAUUCACAAGAGGUGCCCACUGCAUAAAGCAGCUCCGUCGGCCAGCCCUGGUCUGCAGAUGAACAUUUUUGCUUAUUUUGGGGCUUGCCCCUGUCGUGCUGAAUCUUCAUUCUACAAGGGACGGAUGCCACUGGUGCAACCAAUGCAGCAGGGCCGGCCACUUGUGCCACAGAAGAGCCGGGGGAGCAGCUGGUGUGGGAGCAUCAUUUGUAGCCCGUUGCACAUCCACCUGUACAACCAUUAUAUCCUUUGUGCUAAUGGAAUGACACGGAUGGAUGCAGCCCUGGGCACCCUAAACUUGACAAGCUUUCUUGAAGAAGGGGUCUGCUACUUUCUCCCUAGCACCCAUGACAAAUUGGGCCUCUCCUACUGUUCCAAGUUUCUUACCAUGUUUUUCAGUCUAGGCUGCAAGAGAGGAUGUGCUUUCUGGGGCAUUGCCACUGUCAGUUUUGGUAAGGCUUUUUGCUGAAGUCAAGGCUUUGCAGAAUCUUGCCAAACAUAAACCUAAAAUAUUUGUUUUCAAAUUGAGUCUGUCAUUGCCCAAGGAAAAAUUUCUGUUGGAUGAAGCAAGUGUGUGCCUGCUUUCAGAGGCCUAAGGAAGUCAGUGAGUAUGUUGCUGCUUUAGUUUGUAUGACUUUUAUCACUUCAUUCAAAUUGCAUGAGAAUUUCGACCUGUGUUCUGCAGUGCAUUACUACAAACAUGACUGGUUUCUUUCUUUUCCUUUUUUACACAUUUUGUCCAAUGAUAGGAGAUGUGACAGGACAAAAUAAAUCUGAAACACUGUCUUCCUACGUUACUUUUUAGGAUUUCCUUUAAUUGUUCUCCUACCUUCAACCCCACCCCCAUUUGUAAAUAGGAGAAAUAUUCUAAAGGGAGGAUAAGAUAGGUCUUUAUUUGAUACUGACUAGCCACGUGGAAUUUUGCUCGUUUGGUAAUCUCCAAAGGUUGCAUCCAGCAGUCCUGGCAACUUUUCUGUGUCCUUACAGCUUACUCUUGCUUUAGGGAACAAUCCAAUGUCCAUCAUACUCAAAGCAUUUAAGCGUCCAUUUCACCCAGACCAAAACACCACCAAGGGAGAGGGAAAGAGGCAGAGGUGCUCUUUGGCUGUGACUGUAAGAUCCGGCCUCCUCCCCUCCCUGCCUCUCAGCACAUUCCUUUACCCUCUCCAAAGCAGGUUUUGCACCUUGGAGAGGCAGCCGGAAGUGCUGGGUUGGGCUGAGGCUCUGCAUUUGGAGCCCCAGCUCCCAAGUAGCAAGACCUUUGAGCAGGAGACUCCAAAUAAUCCGUUGCUCUUUCAGAUAAUGCCAGGAGACCUUAAGAUUGUACCCUCCUUUUUAAGGGGUCAAUGGUUCUAUGCUUUUACAGCUACAGUAUGAAACAAUGUUCUUUAAUAUGGAUCAUCUCUUCUAUUUCUGUAUUUAUUUAUUUAUUACUACUACUACAACAGCAGACUGGUUUUUUCCUUUGCCUGCCUUCUCCUCCUCCUUCCUGACUAGUAACGCAAGACGAAUUGUAUGUAGUUAUGCACUUUGUAUUAAUGUAGUAGAAAUCUAUGAAACCUGUUUUUAUACUUUUUAUAUUGUUCAUACACUUGUAAUCCAAGCAUUUUUUACUAGGGUAAUGAAUAAAAGUUUAGACUUAUUUAGAAAAAUAAG